GGCUCUUGUGAAUGUCGGGCUUUUGUGGAAGGAGAAGCUUGUGAUAAAUGCAAGCCCCUCUACUGGAACCUGACUCCAGAUAAUCCAUUUGGAUGCACGAGCUGCCAAUGCAACACCAUAGGAACAAUGGCAGGCGUUGCUGAAUGCCAACAGGGUGAUGGACACUGUUUCUGCAAGCCGAACAUUUGCGGCCAAAAGUGUUCUAUUUGUAGAGAAGGUUACUUCAACCUGGAGAGUGGUAAUUACUUUGGCUGUAAAGGGUGCCAGUGUGACAUUGGUGGAUCAGUUGGUCCUUUGUGUGAGGAGACGACUGGAUCUUGCCAGUGCAGGCGAAAUAUCAGGGGACCUGCGUGCUCUGAUCCUGCAAAAGGCUUUUAUAUUCCUGAACUUCACCACCUGAAAUAUGAGCUGGAAGAGGGAACCACACUGGAAGGAAGGCCGGUUCGCUUUGGCUACAGUCCGCUGGAAUUUGAGAAUUUCAGUUGGAGAGGAUAUGCACAGAUGUCUCCCAUCCAGCCCAAGGCAGUGUGAAGUCCCCCUGACCUCUUCUGCCUCGUCUUCUGCUCCACCAACCAGGGGCCUGCAAAAGGGAGGGUCUCAGUCCUUGAGGAAAGAAAGUUUAAUAUGUAUGGCAACUGUACCGAACAGACUAAGCAGAUUGUAUUUGGGCCAACCAAAGAGCCGUCAUUUGUCACCGUUCCUCACCACAGCUUUGGCGAACCAUUCGUGUUGAGUCCUCAUGUUUGGUCUCUGAUCAUUGAAGCUGAAGAUGUCCUCCUUGAUUACCUGGUUCUGCUUCCCAGCUCUUAUUAUGAAGCUCCUAUAUUGCAAUAUAAAGUAUCGGAUCCUUGUACCUAUAGCCCAGCUCCUGAACAAGUGGGUCAAAAUUGCUUCCUAUAUAGGUAUUUGCCUGUGGAGCAGUUCUCCUUUGUGUCAGGCGAAGAUGCUUUGUGCAAGUUGGACAACAACUUACCAAGACCUUGUCCUGCAGAGCAGAUCUUUCCUACCUUCCCCAAAUUGGUGCUGUGUAGUGGCACUCGUGUUGAAGUACAACUGGUAAUUCCUGUCCCCCAGCCAGGGAGAUACAUGCUUCUGAUGGAGUAUGCCAAUGAAGAUACUCCACAGACCACUGAGGUAUCUGUGAGCACCCCACAGAUGGUUCCUCGGCUGGGCGCUCUUAUGAUAUACACCUGCAAAUACAGUUUCCUUUGUCGUGGGAUCGUUGUAGAUUCUCAAAAUCGCUUGGCAGCAUUUGAACUCGACACCGAGGCUAGAGUUCAGUUCAUGGCAGAUCAGGCCCGCUUCUUCCUGCACAAGGUGUACUUGGUCCCAUAUGAGCAAUUCACUGUGGAGUUUUUGGAGCCAAAGGUCCAUUGCAUCAGUGCCCAUGGAACAUUAUCGCUGAACAGUAGUUCCUGCGUCCCAUCAAGAUAUCAGAAGAUUUCACAGUCAGUUGUCCUGGAAGAAGGACAGUCGCUACCCAUAGCUCCAGACUUGCCCCUAAUUCAUGCCAUUGGCAUCCCGCCAGAAGGCGGUCUGCCAGCUUCUGCACCGCAGCCUCCAACUUUGAUUGACACGUCUGCAAAACUCAUUUUCUUAAGGGUGCCUCAGACAGCUGUUGUGCUAAAUGGCCAUAUUCAGAGUCCAGGACGCUAUGCUUUCAUCCUGCAUUGUUAUCAGCCUAGUCACCCAACUUUCCCUGUUGAAGUGUUGAUCAACGGAGGGCGAAUUUGGCAGGGACAAGCCAAUGCCACUUUCUGCCCACAUGGAUACGGUUGCCGGAGUCUGGUGGUUGCAGAAAACCAAAUCGUUCUGGAUAUCACAGAAAAUGAUCUGACUGUAAUAAUCCGUGUGCCAGCAGACCGGCAUCUUUGGGUGGAUUAUAUCCUUGUGGUUCCUGAAAGCAUUUAUGGCUCCAACUAUCUUUUGGAAGAACCCCUGGACAAAUCCUACGAUUUCAUCAGCAGCUGUGGAGUCAACGGUUUCUACAUCAACCCUGUAACUUCAUCCAGGUUCUGCCGGGACUCUGCAAUCUCAAUUUCUCUUUUUUACAACGGGGCCGAACCUUGUCAUUGCCAUGAGGCUGGCGCUGUUUCAAGCCAGUGUGAGCCAUUUGGAGGCCAAUGUACAUGCAAGUCCAAUAUCAUCGGACGAGAAUGUUCCCGCUGUGCCACUGGAUAUUGGGGUUUUCCCAAUUGCCGACCCUGUGACUGUGGAUUUCGCCUGUGCGAUGAAGUGACGGGACAGUGCAUCUGCCCACCACGUACCGUUAGACCAGAGUGUGUGGUCUGUGAGCCCCAAACCUUUGGCUGUCACCCCCUGGUGGGCUGUGAGGACUGCAAUUGUUCUAAUUCUGGGAUCCAGGAUCACACCGAACCAGGGUGUAAUAUAGAGAGUGGACAAUGCCAAUGCAAGCCCAACAUCGUAGGACGUCAAUGUGAUCUGUGUGCCCCAGGAUAUUAUGGCUACCCCAACUGCAGGGCGUGUGACUGCCAUGAAGCAGGGACAAAACCAAGCAUCUGUGACCCGGUCACUGGAGAAUGUCACUGCAAGGAAAAUGUGGAAGGCCCAAGGUGUGAUCAGUGCCAUUUGGGGACCUUCUCCCUUGACGCCAGCAAUCCGAAAGGCUGCACCAAGUGUUUCUGUUUUGGGGCAACCGAUCGCUGCCACAGUGCCAAGAAGUACCGUGUGGAGUUCACUGACAUGAGUGGGUGGACUUUGCUGAGUGGAGACCGACAGGGAGUCCCCACUUCAGUCAGUUUGGAAGACGAGACUGUUCACGCUGAUCUUCGGCAGUUUCCAGACGCUUUCCAGGAACUUUAUUGGCACGCUCCCAGUUCUUACCUUGGAGAUCAGGUCUCCUCCUAUGCUGGAUAUUUAAAGUAUGAGUUGCAUUCAGACAUACAAAGGGGUGAUGUGUUCAUACCGAUGGAAUCCUGGGCUGACGUUAUCCUCAAGGGAAACCAAAUGAGUAUUAUGUUUGUUGAAGACUCCUAUCCCACUCCUGGAGAAGUUUAUAACGGAGAGCUUCAACUGCUAGAGGGUAAUUUUAAACACACUGAGACACACAACCCAGUCUCCAGGGAAGAGCUGAUGAUGGUUCUGGCUAAUCUGGAGCAGCUGCAGAUCCGAGCCCUCUUUUCCCCAAUUUCGUCCUCUGUGUCCCUGCAUCGGGUGAUCCUGGAGAGAACCACAGAGACCCAUGGAAGCGUCCAAGCCAAUAGUGUGGAAUUGUGCCUGUGCCCAGCCAAUUACAGAGGAGAUUCUUGCCAGGAAUGUGCUGUGGGCUAUUACAGAGACACCAAGGGUCUAUUUCUAGGGAAAUGCAUUCCGUGUGACUGCAAUGGGCAUUCGGAUCAGUGCCUCCCAGGAUCUGGAAUAUGCCUUAAUUGCCAACACAACACAGAAGGCGAUCACUGUGAAAGGUGUAAAGAUGGUUUUGUGGGCAACUCUUCACUUGAGGGAAACCUGCAAUGCAUAGGAUGUCCCUGUCCUCUUUCAGUUCCAUCCAACAACUUUGCCACGGGAUGUAUCUACAAAGGCUCUACCACGCAGUGUCUUUGCAAGCCUGGUUAUGCCGGAUUUUCCUGUGAACGGUGUGCUCCAGGUUACUAUGGUAACCCUCUCGUGAUUGGCAGCUCCUGCCAGCCCUGUGACUGCAGUGGGAAUGCUGACCCCAACAUGCUCUUCAGCGAUUGUAACACGUUGACCGGGGUCUGCACAGGCUGCAUGUACAACACCGCAGGGGCCCGAUGUGAAAUUUGUGCUGCUGGAUUUUACGGCGAUGCAGUGGUAGCAAAGAACUGCACCGAGUGCAACUGUCUAUCCUGUGGGACGGACUCGUGUGAUCCUAAAACUGGCCAGUGUCGAUGUAAGCCUGGGGUGACAGGUCAGCACUGUGAUCGCUGUCAGGAAGGGUAUUAUGGCUACGAAACCUGCUUGGGCUGCCAGAGGUGCGACUGUGACAUUGGAUCGGUGAGCCCCAAUUGCCAUGCCCAGAAUGGCCAGUGUGAUUGCGGUCCGGGCGUCAGCGGUUCUCGUUGCCAGCAGUGCUCCCCUGGAUACUGGGGUCUCAGUUCAGAUGGCUGCUCAAAAUGCCAGUGUAAAGGAGGUUCCUGCAACCCACGCACAGGUGAAUGCACCUGUACCAACGGCCUGACAGGGAAGCAAUGUGACACAUGUAUAAAAAAACAUGAGAUCCCGGUGGUGGAUGGUCCAGACAACAUGAGAUGUGAAGCUUGUGAUAGCUGUGUGCUGCUCCUGUUAGAAGAUCUCCAGAAGAUUGACAGCGACUUCCCUGCCCUCGAACAUCAGCUGAAAAGUCUCAACACCACCUCAAUUGCCUGGGCCCGCCUGCACAGCAUCAACGGCUCUAUGCAAACCAUUACCAGUCAAGUGCGCGACUAUCAGAGGUUUAUAUACAAAGUGAGGCAAAAUGCUGAUGAGCUGGAAGAGGAGAACGCGGAUUUUGUUCAGGAUCUGAAUGCACUUCAGCACAAGGCAACAAUGACCCACAGAAAAGCAAACAGUCUGAUGGAUGUUACCCAGGAGACCUUCCAGCUAGCAGAGAGCCUUGUUCGGAAUGUCACUAAAAUUCAAAAUAACAUUAAUGAUCUCAUACAUCUGAUGAACACUUUUACCACAGCCAACACUAGUUCUACCUCUGCAGAAGAGUUUCGUCAGAAGAUAGCUGAGGUUGAUGCUAUGCUGAGGCACAUGAAAGCUAUGGAUUUUAGCUUCCAGAGCGCCAUUGCUGUGGAGGAGCGCGAUGAACUAAAGAGCAAGGAAAUGGAGAAACAAUAUGGCACAAUCCAGGCUACUUUGAGAAUGGCUAAAGAUUCCUUGGGGAAGAUCUCUGAACAUCUGCAGACAAUUAUAAAGGCGAAAGAGGAAUCUGAGAAGUUACUGGCCCAGCUAGAUGGAGCCAGAUAUCCUCUGUCCGAAAAGGUGAAAGAGUACACUUUGGCUAGCAACAAGAUCCAGAAGGUGGAGUUGGCAGAGCAGCAUGCAAAUCUACUAGAUGAAUUGGCACGGAAUCUCUCCAG
Molecule: messenger RNA, 5045 nt
Organism: Protobothrops mucrosquamatus (brown spotted pit viper)
Lineage: Eukaryota; Metazoa; Chordata; Lepidosauria; Squamata; Viperidae
Gene: LAMA5
Product: laminin subunit alpha 5
Exons: 37
Biological process (GO): regulation of cell migration; regulation of embryonic development; axon guidance
Cellular component (GO): basement membrane
Molecular function (GO): signaling receptor binding
Source: RefSeq, a predicted model, not a curated record